ACUACUUAUGUUGUCUUAGUUUGAAAAAGUGAAAAUGAAAGUUGUGUUUGGUUUGGUGGUUAUUGGUGUUUCCGCUAUUUUGGCGUCGCCCAUUGAUUACGAUCCAGAAGAAUGGGUCCUCAUUCCAGAUAGCGACUAUAACAUGCAUCUGGUUAAUCUGAGCGACGUUACCUUCAAAAAGGCACUUGCUGAAAGGAGCGAUUUUGCCAUGAACUUUUAUCUCUACACUAAAAAGAAUUCAGUAACUGCUCAACAAAUUGCCACAGGAGAUGCUAGUGCUUUGAGGGCCUCCAACUUUGAUCCAAAAAAUCCAACCAGAUUCAUUGCCCAUGGAUGGCGUCAAAGUCAUACUUCCGAUAUGAACGCCGACAUUCGCAAUCAGUACUUGACUCGAGGAGCUUUUAACGUUUUCGUCGUUGGAUGGAGUGCUGGUUCCAAUACUUUCGACUAUGUCAAAGCCGCUGCUAAUACCAUGACUGCUGGGAAGAAACUCGCAGCCUUUAUUGACUUUGUUGUUGCAAAUGGAAACUUGAACACAGGCGACACCUAUCUGAUCGGCCACUCUUUAGGUGCUCAUGUCGUUGGUAUUGGUGGAAAACACGUUACUAAGGGAAAGAUCAACACAAUCUUUGGUUUGGAUGCCGCCCUCCCAAUGUUCUCUAUCAAUCAACCAUCUAAACGUCUGGCUACGGGCGAUGCCUUGUAUGUUGAAUCUAUUCAUACCGACGGUGGAGCCCUUGGUUUUGAAGAGCCAAUCGGUAAUGCUUCUUUCUAUCCUAACUAUGGUAAUGAUCAACCAGGAUGUGGAUUCGAUUUGACUACUGGCUGCUCCCAUUCUCGUUCAUGCACAUACUUUGCUGAAUCUUUGAGCUUACCUAAUGAGUUUUUGGCUGCAAAAUGUUCUGGAUACAGUGAAAUUACUGGAAAGGAUUGUAGUAUCCGCGGAGCAACUACUGCCCGUAUGGGUGGUCAACCAUCAAACUACGGACGUGGCGUCGAAGGCGUGUAUUAUCUGCCAGUUAACUCAAAGUAUCCGUAUGCUACAGGAAGUGUUUAAAAAAAAUAAUUUGAUAGGUGACCUUAAUUUUAAGAAAGAAAUAAAAUUUAAAGUUUUGUCUUCUCCA
This is a messenger RNA of Hermetia illucens (black soldier fly), 1124 nucleotides long. Its product is annotated as pancreatic triacylglycerol lipase-like. The coding region runs from base 35 to 1057 and encodes 340 amino acids. Gene Ontology annotation, molecular function: lipase activity. Gene Ontology annotation, biological process: lipid metabolic process. Lineage: Eukaryota; Metazoa; Arthropoda; Insecta; Diptera; Stratiomyidae. The record is from RefSeq and is a predicted model, not a curated record. The transcript has 2 exons.